This is a messenger RNA of Ectocarpus sp. CCAP 1310/34, 2407 nucleotides long. NCBI's taxonomy places the organism in Eukaryota, Phaeophyceae, Ectocarpales, Ectocarpaceae. The record is from the annotation of a GenBank genome assembly.
CGGCUGAUCAAGCGUGCCUCCAGCUCUGAGGAGACGGCUCCGACUACUGCUAAUAGGGUCCACGUGGUAUCUCUGCGCUAGCUGCAUCACGCAGCAUAGGAGAAGCUUUCAGGUUUCGUCUGUUCGGCAGGAGAGGGCUGGGCGGCUCGAGCCGUGGCGAUCACACUGUUGUUGUCAGAGGCAGAGUUCACUGACAAGCAUGCCGAUUGGGGCAGGCAAUGGCAUGGGAUCGCUGGGAAGCGAAGGUGACAAGGCGAUAGCUGUGCUUUAUGGGAGUCGUGUCAAGAUUGAAAACGCGAACGGCACUGCUAGCUUAAUGCAGGGAGAGGAAUGCCGGCAACCAGGAAGACGCUGGCAGAGGAACCGCAAGACGUCAUCAUCAUCAUCAUGCAAGCGGCCAAUACCAAGAUCAAAACACGCCUUGUUGAUGUCAACGUUGAUGCUGAUGGUUAUGCUGACGAUAACUUCCGGUCGAAUGCACGGGGGAGGAGCAUGGUGUUCGUGUCUAGUCGUCUGUUCGUUUGUGGUGUUGAGAGCGGUGAGGAUGCUAAGGGUACUCGGUUAUUGCCGUCUGCUGAGGUUCUUCGGCGACAUGGGGACAGCGGCGGUUUUGGCACAUCUCGGGGGCGUUCUCCUGCUGCUGCUGCCUACGGUGGAUGCCGGACAGUGCGCCUUCACGCAGGAGUGCUUUCAGUUCGGGCUCGACACCGACUGCACCCCCAUCCCAGCGGAAGGUGACACGGCCGUAUCGUUUCCCAUGGAUAGCUCUCACGGCUUCGGCGUUUUUCACGACAAAGUCUGGGACGGGUCUGUUGAAGACCCAUCGACUGGCCUAUGCGACGAAGGAAGGCCAGAUUCAGACGGCAGGUGCAUCGUGGACUUCGUCGCUCCAAAGGGCCUGAAAGACGUGGCGCCCAUCAUCUGCCCACAAUAUAAAGAUAGCGGAUGCUGCAGCUGGCAACAGAACUACGCCCUCUACCAGAACCUCGGUUUACUCGUGGAGAGCUUCGGUUCUACGACAGGCUGCCUGGCCUGUGCCGUUAAUCUGGUCAACUUUUGGUGCGCGUUGGUUUGCUCACCGGACCAAGGCGCCUUCGCUUCCAUGCAUGACCCACCCUUCGAUCAGGCGAAGGAGGGACGACCUGACGGGAGGAUCUUCGCGAGUCCUGCAGCUUGAUGUCAACGUAGACGGAGACAUGGCUUGCCGAAUAUACGAGUCGUGCAAGAGCAUAGCUGUGGUAGGCGAGACGACGGCUAUGCAAUCGGGACUGGGCUUGCUGAAGUUUCAGCUGCAAACAGGCGCAGUGGGGCACGGGGAAUUUUUCUUCCCUUCCUUUGAAACGAACUCGAGCACAGAAUCCCCGUGUGGAAACAAGCGCUUACCCGCGAGCGGAAGUCUUGAUGUGCUUGCUUCGGAAAAGGAAGACGACUCACAAGUCGCAGCAUCUGCGCCGGCUGCGUCCUCUGGGUCGUCUUCUAUGUCCUUCGACACGCUGGCGUGCGACUCGUUCUACGAUCCGGGGAGCUCGACGAUUCCUUUCGCGUACCCACCCAAGAGGGAAGACAUCAUUUCUUGCACGUGCGACUACUGUGUGCAAGCAUGCUCGGGAGGGGGCUCGAUCGACGUGGACGUGAGCGACAAGAACCCAAUACCCGUACUAGACGGCUUCGGCGUGGGCUUGGUCGGCGGGGUGUAUGUCGCAGUUGUGGCCUGUAGCUUGACUCUGUUUUGGUGGCGGCGAAACCAGAAGAAGAAGCCCACGAAGCCGGCAGCGGCAGGCUGGGCGACGAUCCAACACCGAUGACGACGGCACUCGCCAUUACAGUGUUUGGACAUGUGUAUGGGAGCCAACGAUUGUUUCACGUCGGGCGCAAAGUCGUCUCGUUGCGGCUGUUCCUUUGUAGAAACAGUUUCCUGUGCGAUAUGUUGUUGCCUGUUCGUGAAAGCUGGGGGUGGGCGUGUGCUACAUCAAUGGCAAUCGUGCCCAAGAAUGGACCACCAAUGAACAACCCUGCAGAGCAACAAGUGGGGCCAAGACACUGACAGCACCAACCACCCACGGAAAGGCACACACACCACACCCCAAUAUCUACUGCUGGCUACGUCGGCGAGCUUAGUCAGUGAUUGCUUUCAAGAGUACACCACCCGAUGUAACGGUUGUAGCCUGCUUUGCCCAUCGCCCUUUGAUUGCUCUGCCUUAUUGGUUGCAUUCUGAUGGGGAGGUUAGCACCCCAACUGCAUGGACAGUCGUGUGGCCGCAGUGGGAUCGCUCACGUUGAGUUGUCGCGCAGCACAAAACAGCAUUUUUUUUCCUCUUUAUUAUGAGUAGCACUUUACUUCUGGUUUGUCCCCGCCAAAUCGGGGCAACAGCGCCAUAUUUGUAGGCGCGUGUUCCCAAGCCCUUUG